GAUGAAAGUGCCUAAGUGUGGAUAUGCAGGGGAUUGAGGAGGAAUUGAGUAUUUGGUGAAGAGUACACAGGAUAGUGUUUUUAUGGAGGAUUUGUUUGUGUGUGCCAAUUGUUUGAAUUCGAGAUAUCCAGGAGAACAGUUUGUUCAGGUUCCGAAGCCUGAUGAUAUUCUCCAUUGUUUGGAUUCAGUGGAACACAACCUGAUCAAAAUUGAGCAUUUCAAGGAAUGGCAUAAGCUCGAAAAAUUAUGGAGAAAAAUUCUUCCUGAUUUGGAUGAAUACAAGGAUAGACAUCGCCAGCUCAACUGUGACUUAGCAUCUGCAAAGUCUACAAAUAGCUGGGAAAGUUUGCCCUACCUUCACAUCGAAUCUCGGGUACUCCUUCACACUCUAUUCGAGUCGCAAUUAUGGAAAGAAUAUUGUAAGGAACAAACUUGCCGAGAAUUCCGAGAUGCCAAGCACGGAACCAGGAAGAUGUACAGUGCAUCCAAGGUUUGGGUUAAUGGACAAAUGAUGAAACUCAGAGAUAAUAUAGCUAACUCAGAAUAUGGAAGACUCUCCAAAAAAUUUGAACAGACCAGGAAGCAAUGUAAUGACCAAGAAAAUUUGAUUAAAGAACAACAAACAAAGAUUGCCCAACAGAAUAACUCUAGUAUGCUCAAGGAAAUAGAACUUACGAGGAUUAAGGAAGAUCUUCAGCAAAAGAAUGAAAUUAUUAACAAGGAAAAGACAAAAUUUCAAGAGAAAAAAGAGCUUAUUGAGAACCACAAGACCGAAACUGAAGAACUAAAUAAGAAGAUUUUAAUCCAGAACGAGUUGUUAGAUCAAUUAAGUCAAAACAAAAUAAAUUAUGAAAAAGAAAUUGAGCGUCUCACCUACGAAAAUCAGCAGUCCAAAAAGACUCAACUACAACAACUCAAAGAAAUCGAGCAAUUAAAUCAUGAAAUAACCAAAGGAAGAAUCAUAGCCAAGAAGGAAGAAGAUAAAACACAAGAUUUUAAAAAAAAACAACAAAAAGGUUCAGUAUCCUCAGAUGUUAUCAAAUUUGUUCAGGAAACGCAUCAGAAAAUUAAAAAAGAUGGAAAACUUAGUUUUUAUUUUUCUGAUACAAAAUAUGAGCAAUUGCUUGAGCAGCUUAGUAAUGAAAUCAUGCCUCCUCUGAAUGAUCUAAGCUUUUACUUCUUAGACAUGCUCAAGAAUACCCAGGUUUUAACUGAUUUUCUUUCGAACUCAAUUUGUGAAAGCAUUCAAAAGUUUGGUUUAUGCAUGUUCUCACUAUCUUCAGUUACAAAAUACAAGGCUUCUGCCAUUAAAGUCCUUCCUUUAGUUACAAAUGAAGCUUUUCUUGGACCUUUUAUUUUAAAUCAGAAAGAUUUUGAGGAUAUUCUAGUUGCUGCUCAACAUACAAAUAAGAUUCAGUUCCACGAAUGUAAAAUUGAGACAGAUAAAGAAUGUAAAUUUGCUAAAAGGCUUAAUUCUGCUACCUUCCAAAUACUAGAUUUUUGUGGAACUGGAGUACAAGAAAGAAGCUCAUGGAUUGAAGGCAAUCAUAAGAGGUUUUAUAACAUAAUGGCGGGACUGGCAAAGGUUAAGAGCAUUAAAAAUAGAGCAAUUACUCUAAUUGUUCAUGAAGAUGACUUAGAUAUUAAAGAGACAAAGAAGACUAUGGAUGAUCUAGGUUUGGACAAAAUAAGCUUAUUUACCAAACAAGAAGAUCAUAGUGAAUUUGGAGAAGAUCAGUAUUACCAAGAAUUUUAA
Moneuplotes crassus is the source of this 1756-nucleotide messenger RNA. The record is from the annotation of a GenBank genome assembly. Lineage: Eukaryota; Ciliophora; Spirotrichea; Euplotida; Euplotidae.